AUGAGUUUUAUUACCUGGAUCUUAUUACUACUAUCAUGCAAUCUAUUAACAUAUUCUGCAUCUGCAUUGCGAGAGACCACUAUCCAGUACAAGCCACUUCCAUCCCUCCGAGAGCAAGCUCGGAUUCGAGAUCAUUGGCUCAAGGAAAGGAUCUCACGUAUUCCCUCUCUCCUUAAAAAACAUGGUGUGGAUGCUUGGCUGAUGAGCCAAAGAGAGCACGCUGAAGACACUAUCUGGUGGUCAAUCAAGAAUGCCACCGAUUAUGAUGCUCAUAGACGCACCGUUCUUCUAUUCCAUACAAACGAAUCUGCACUUGAAGUCCUUGAGGACUUCAAUCCUCCACGCAUUGCUAUCAACGUUGACCGAAAUAUUGCGUUUGCUGGAGGUUUGCAUGUCGGGGAGUAUGACACCACAGCACAAGCCCUUGGCCCCGAAUGGAUGCACCGGAUGGUAAACGUUCCCCUGCUUGGCAUUGAGUAUGUUACUACCAAACUGGAGACCCAACUCAAAUACUAUCGCGACGUGCAAGAUAUUGUUUGGCUUAUGAUGGAAGAGGGUUUCUCCCGCCAUACUAUCAAUCCAGGUGUGACGACGACUGAGGACUUAGGUUGGUGGUACCGCGAAAAGAUGCUCACGCUCAAUUUAACCACUUGGAACCAUCCCCGAAUCUCUGUCCUCACUGAGGAGUCAUUUCCUGGUUGGAGUGGCACAGACGACAUUAUUCAGCAAGGCGACUUACUACACAUUGAUUGGGGUAUAACAGCAAUGGGCAUGAACACUGAUACACAGCACAUGGCAUAUGUCCUCCGUGACGGUGAGACGGAUGCUCCCGAUAGUUUGAAGCAGGGUCUGAAGAAAGCCAACCGUAUGCAAGACAUACACCUUGAUAUAAUGAGAGCGGGAAUGACGGGGAAUGAAGUGCUUCAAAAUUGCCUUGCUCAAAUGAAGAUCGAAGGCAUCGAAGGACAAAUUUAUUCUCAUCCAAUUGGAGAUUGGGGUAAUGCAUUAUUCUACAUCUACAGCCUUCUUCUUCUUUCUGAAUACUUUUUCCUUAUAUGUUCAGGUCAUGAUGCAGGCGCUGUUAUUGGUGAGACUUCCGCUGUGAAAACGUUGGCUACCUGA
Lentinula edodes (shiitake mushroom) is the source of this 1122-nucleotide messenger RNA. RefSeq lists its product as uncharacterized. The record is from RefSeq and is a predicted model, not a curated record. Bases 1 to 1122 code for a protein of 373 amino acids. The transcript has 4 exons. Lineage: Eukaryota; Fungi; Basidiomycota; Agaricomycetes; Agaricales; Omphalotaceae.